CAUGGAUUUAGAGUUCAAUCGCUGCGACUACAUUCAGGUCGAAGGGACAUCGCGAGGGGCCGUCAAGAUCCAACCGCGCUCAUCGGAAGGGUGUCAAAAGGUGGUGGUUGGCAGUCAGUCUGGCGUUGUUCACGCAUUCGGGGUCAGCCGUGGUCGCAUUGAAACGGUGUUCAAGACGCUGCCAGGAAAAGGUGUCAGCUGCAUUCAGCUAGGCGGGCCCGUCGGUAGCAUCCAGGACAAGAUAUUUGUGGCGGCAGGAAACGAGAUCACUGGUUACACUCGAAAAGGAAAGCAGUUCCUCAAGUUCGACACCAAUCUGACAGACACCAUACGGUGCAUGAGCGUGUGCGGCAACGACCUGGCGGUGUGCGGUGAAUACGUGUACAGCCACUACUUCGAGUGCCAGGACAAGAACUACUAUCUGUCGAGCGGCCGCAUCAACGACAUGAUCAUGCUGCCAGUCGACAAGCUCAGGGCCCUGGUGCCCGUUCUGGCUUGCCAGGACAGGCUCCUCCGUGUGCUCAAGGAUUCCCAAUGUCAGAUGGAGAUUGAAGUGUCUGGCCCUGCCACAGCACUUUGCCUCCACCAGGGCGAUGGAGGUGCAACGGGCAAAGACGUUGUGUACGGUACCAGCGACGGCAAAAUCGGCCUUCUUUCCAUCGACAAGUCUCCUCAAGCACCGGUCUGGGAGAUCGAGAAUCUCAACGGAGGUGGAAGUAUCACUUGUCUCGGCUCUUACGACAUCACGGGCGACGGGGCCUUGGACCUUCUCGUUGGAAGAAAUGACGGUCAAGUCGAAAUCUACUCCUUCAGCGACUUGGGUGAACCCAUGCUGCGUUUCACCUACAACUGUGGCGAAAGUGUCACAUCCGUGCAAGGCGGUGCCAUCGGGAACGCUCACUAUGAAGAAGUCCUGGUCACUACUUACAGUGGAUGGAUCUUCGGGCUGUCCGCCGAGCACUCGGAGAAGAGACUGGACCCCAACUACCUGCUCAUAUCGCCGGAGUCGGCGCAAAAGAUCUUCAAGCUAAAGGCGGAAGUGGAGCAGCUGGAGCAGAAGGUUGCCCGCGAACGCGAGACGUACCAGCUGCGCACGUACUCGGACAAGGGUUCUGUCUCCGCGGUGCCCUUCUUCGCGCUGGACGACUCGUUCGUGCUGCACCACCAGGAUGCCUCUUACGUGCUGGCCAUUCAGCUCCAGACGGCCAUUGACACCGUCGUCUUGCAGUCCAAUGUACCCGUUGACAUCUUGGACAGCAGCAAGAAUUCAGCCGUUGUCAGUUACACGACGUGCGACCCUCAGUCCAGUGGCAACUACCUGCUCGUCACAUUCCGGUGCCAGGCAAACACAUCGAGGCUCGAGGUCAAAGUUCGAACCAUCGAGGGCCAGCAAGGCGUUUUGCGCGCUUACGUCACUGCGCUUCUUCAGCCCAAGUGCUGCCGACGGCGAGAGUACCAGAUACGACCUCUCUCCCUGCACCGGCGGGCACACUCGUUGCUCGAGGACGAUAGGCCAAUGAACGUGCUGACGCUCCGCGGCUCAUUCAGCGUGGCGGAGAUGCAUGCCUGGCUGGUGCUAAGCCUUCCAGAAGCGGCCGAGAAGCCGCCAGUGGCAGACUCGCCCACUCUUCGCUUCGUCUCCACCUUCCUUGGCACUUUGCUCGUGUGUUCUUACAGACGGGGUGAAGCAACGUUUAAGUCCGACAACAUUUCUACAAUUUCAAUACUAAGGGACUUCCUAGCUAAGCAAGCUACUAAGAAAACGAUCAGACUGGACAUCACGUGUGAUUUCAACAACGAGAGCAUAGCGCACGCACUACGGAUGAUUCACCCAAAACUUGAGCAUCAGCUGGUACUGGCCAAGAAGAUACAGCUCGUAGAAGCCCUGAAGGACCUUAAGGUUUACGAGGGAAAUGCGGACUGUCUUGCACCCGAGUACCAAGACAUACUUGAACGAAGUGAUGACCUGGAGAUGGAGUUCAAGAAACAACCGUGUCAUCUGGAAAGACUUUACGGAAUGAUCACCGACCUCUACAUCGACGUCUACAAAUUUAAAGGAACCAACGUGAAGAGCAAAGUUCCUGCGCUGCUCCAAGUGCUCGACCACUACGAUUUCAGUUCGCUAGUCGCCUUUUUCAACAACAAUGCAUAAUCUUCGCCAGCGCACAGGAAUUUCAUGCAGGUCUUGGUCAACCUAUUUCACA
This is a messenger RNA of Rhipicephalus sanguineus (brown dog tick), 2204 nucleotides long. RefSeq names its product Bardet-Biedl syndrome 7 protein homolog. The record is from RefSeq and is a predicted model, not a curated record. Gene Ontology annotation, biological process: intracellular transport; intracellular protein localization; cilium assembly. Gene Ontology annotation, molecular function: protein binding. Lineage: Eukaryota; Metazoa; Arthropoda; Arachnida; Ixodida; Ixodidae. The transcript has 19 exons. The coding region runs from base 2 to 2152 and encodes 716 amino acids. Gene Ontology annotation, cellular component: BBSome; membrane; ciliary basal body.